This is a messenger RNA of Ambispora leptoticha, 939 nucleotides long. NCBI's taxonomy places the organism in Eukaryota, Fungi, Glomeromycota, Glomeromycetes, Archaeosporales, Ambisporaceae. The record is from the annotation of a GenBank genome assembly.
AUGUCGGAGACUAAAUUUGAUAGUAAUGACAAUAGUUUAAGUUUCAAUGAAAAACACGAUAAGGGUGUUAUCAAGACACCGAGUGAUAACGAUAGUAAUGAUGCAUAUUCAAAACCUCAACUCGUAGAUGACCAUGUUCAAUUAUUCAACCUAAAAGAUUACUCCGACACAAUAUUAAACGAAAAUGGUCUCACUUCGGGUGAUAGUGAAACCAUUGACAAACCAUCGAAUCAGAUUUCAAUAGCUAAAGAUGACACGAAUGAUAAAAUUGCGGAAAACCCCAAUGAAAUACCGUCAUCUAAAAAACGAGAGGAUCAUGAUGAGUUAGUAGACAACAACGACGAUAAUAAAUAUUUGGAUGUACCAGCGGAAUCUUUAGAUAGCUCUAGUACAAAUAAGAUGGUGAAUGAUAAAGAAAAUUCUGAAACUAUAACUUCAAAUCAAAAAGAUCAGGAUCCAUAUUCUCAAAAACAAACUGAAUCCGAGACAACGAAAGAAAGUGACAUGCCUAUUCCUAUAGUCGUAGAAAGUAGUCCUGAAACCGGACCUGAAAAAAUUGAAGGCAACCAAGUCACACCAAAUGAUCAGGUUGAUAAUCGUGUUGAAAACGCGAACGCCAGUGAAACACCUAUUGAUGUCGAACGAAUUCCACCAGCGGAUGUUCCAGUGAGAGCUUCGACAGCAUUAGAAGGAGUUGGAUUUAAUCCGGUUGGAGUUCAACCCACUGACCAAAUCAACAAUUCUAAUGACGAGCCAACAAAAGAGGAGAAUGCAAAUGAUGAUUCAUCACAGUCAAAAACACAAGAAAUUAGUUACUUUGAACAAGCGGCAAAUGUUCUUGAUAGCGUUAUCGAUAUUGUAAAGACAACUAUCGAAUCGUUUGUUGGUAGCGCUGGGUUCCUGAAGCAACAAGAUCCCACUAAUACUGAAGUCAAAUAG